AUGGCUUCAUCUAAUGGCCCGAUGAAUUCCCCCUUUGAAUUGAUCCCCAAGGUCGUCAAUAAGAAGAAUUACUAUACUGACUUCUUGAAGCGCGAUGAGCAGUUCCUCGCUUUCCGCCUUCAGGGCGAGGAGAACCGCAAUCGCAUGAUCAAAGCUGCGCGCGAUAAGGACCGUGCAAUGGCUCAGGCAGCUUCUAAUGGAGUCUCAGCUGAUGCUGCGCAAGCUGAAAUGGACGAAGAUGCUGCCGAGGACGAAGCUGCUGAAGCUGAAGCCUUUGGUUCGAAGACAAUUACGAUACCAAUGGUGAUUGCACGCAAAGCUUCACACGCUGAAGAUGAGGAACCUGGCGCUGAGCCGCGACCAAAGCGACUCAAGCUGCAGGACGGCACGGCAGAGUCUGCUGGUGAGAGUGCUUUCAGCGAAGAUUUCGCAAAGGAAUACAGCAACAUGGCAGCCGACUUCAAGAUUUACCGUCGCAACAACAAACGCAGAGUCUUGCCCAACUCGCGUGAACUUGUGGUUAACUGGAACUCGCGCAAUGCUCCAGAAACCAUUUCUGAACACAAUGAUCCUCAGCGUGUUGACUGGACUGAAAUUGCAUCACCUGCACCCGAAUACUUCACUGGACAUGCAGCUCUACGGAUACCACAGCAUUCGAAGCCGCGAUACAGACUCUACUGGCCGCUGAAGUAUGGUUGGCUCAACGAACAGGACUACUCGAGCAAAUCUAGCCUACUUCGCGACUUCUUCCGCAUUAUCGAAGAGGCCAUCAAGAACGAACUUCACCUUAAUCGCAAGAAAGACUGGGCACAGUACUCUUGCGUAUUCAUCAUUCCCGACCUGUACGAGAAAGUUUUCGUAACAUCCAUCCUCGAAGAAAUGUUCCGCGACUUCGGUUUCCAGCGUGUUUGCUUCAUUCAGGAAAGUCUGGCAGCAACUUUUGGAGCUGGGUACUCGAGCAGUUGUAUCGUGGAUGUUGGUGCACAGAAGACAUCCAUCUGCUGCGUCGAGGAAGGCAUGUGCGUCGAGAACUCCCGCAUGAACCUGAAAUUUGGUGGAGAGGAUGUCACGGAAACAUUCAUCAAGAUGAUGCUUUACGACCACUUCAAUUAUGCGAACAUGGAUUUGCUGAGGAGACACGACUACCUGCUGGCGGAAGAACUGAAGCAAAAGUUCUGCACGCUUGAGGAUGCGCAUAUCAGCGUACAGCUGUAUGAGUUUCAUCUGCGUGCAUUCGGUCAGGACACUCGCAAGUACCAGUUCAAGACGUAUGAUGAAGUCAUGUUAGCACCGAUGCCAACAAUCUUUGAUCAUUCAGACAAGCUUGCUGGCAGACGCAAGCUCAUCGGUCGAUCUACCGACACGUACGAUGACAAGCCUAAUGACCCCAUGUCACUUGCUCAACUGCAGGUCUACAAAUACUCAUCCGACAAUGUUCCCUCAGCUGUAGCGGAAUCGACGAGUACACCAGCACUCGGUGGCGUACCUGCAACACCCAGCAAACCUCUAAACCUGGACCGCUUGACACAUCUUGCCGAUGUAGCGGAAAGUACACCUCGCUCAUCUCCGGGAGGAUCGCCUGCUCCUGACGACACGGCAACUCCAGUGCCAGGAGCUGGAGAUGCAACACCAGCCGUAGCAGGUGCCGGGAUUGAAGGUGCACAGCCAGAUACUGAGGAUGUGCUGCCCGUGAUGCCCUUGGAUCAAGCAAUCGUUACAUGCAUCACAGAAGGCGCCAAGGGCGAUGAGAAGAAGACGCGCGACUUCUUCGGUGGCAUCAUGGUGAUCGGAGGCGGCAGCAAGACUUACAACUUCAACGUCUAUCUCGAACAGAGACUUCGUGCACUACAGCCAAACUUCCAAAAGGAAAUCUUGGUUGGACCUCCUCCCAGAGAGCUGGAUCCUCAGGUUCUGGUGUGGAAGGGUGGCAGUGUGUUUGGCAAGAUGAGAGGCACCAACGACAGCUGGAUCGGACAGUUAGAGUUUGACAGACUGGGUGCCAGAAUCUUGAACCAGAAGUGUAUGUGGGCAUAUUAG
Molecule: messenger RNA, 2037 nt
Organism: Aureobasidium musti
Lineage: Eukaryota; Fungi; Ascomycota; Dothideomycetes; Dothideales; Saccotheciaceae
Source: the annotation of a GenBank genome assembly